AGGAAAUGAAGAAGCCAUGUAUUGAAGCAGAUUUGAUUCUAACACUGAUACCUUUGCUGGAGAGCACAGACCAAGAAAUGCUGCUCCAUGCUGGGAGGGCCAUCGGCCGUAUCUGCUACGAUAAUCGUGCCCUUCAGGAAGAGCUGGUGAGGGUUGGAGUAAUCCCAUCACUGGUCCGAAUACUGACUGACUAUGCAGAGAGCGAACCACUUGUCCACGUUGCUCUGUUGGCCUUGUACAACUUGGCAGACCUUGAUUCAGCCAAGGAAGCUCUAAGCAUGACAAAAGUUGCUGAACAGCUGGUGAAACAACUGAGGAGAGCAGAGAGCCAUGAGAGGUUAGAAAUUGUGUUUGAGGUCCUGCAAGCACUUGCAGAAAAUGAUGCUCUGAAGGUGCAGUUGGUGGAUGCAGGUGUGCCAGAGGUGCUGUCUGAGAUCCUGCUGAGGCUCCAAGGCAGUUCUCAAGCUGAAGAUACAUGCAUUGUGAAAGCUGCAUCGGAUCUCAUCGUCUCUCUGCUUCUUGGAGAUGGCAACUGCCUGCGAAUGUUCCAGCUGGGAGUCAUCCACCAGCUCCUGGAUCUUCUGGAGAAACACAUGCAGAGCAGGGACACCUCUGUGCAGCAGGCUGCCCUCAGUGCACUGCAGAACCUCGCCGUCCCAGCUGUCAGCAAGGUGCAGCUGCUGGAGGAAGGCAUUGCAGAGCGCAUCGAGGCGCUGCUGAGGUCGGAGAGCCCUCCUGUGCAGUUCAAGCUCCUCGGAACCUUAAGGAUGCUGGCAGAUGGUCAAGCUGAUGCAGCUGAAAUCCUGGGCCAAGACCCCCAGCUGCUCAGCAGGCUGGUGCAGUGGUGCAGUGCGAGCGACCACAGCGGCAUCUGCGGAGAGGCGAACCGGCUGCUGGCGUCCAUCCUGCACCACAACCGCUCCCAGGAAGUGGUCAAAGCCAUCCAGGCAGCACAAGGAGUGAAGCAUCUGGUUUCCAUGACAACAAGUGAACAUGCUGCCAUGCAGAAUGAGGCUCUGAACGCCUUGGCAAUAGCGUCUGCCAUUGAUUUAGAAACCCUCGAAGAAUCUUUUAAAGAAUCACAGCUAGUUCAAAGCUUACACAAACUUCUACGAGAUGAUAAUACAAGUCCUGAGGUGAAAUACAACUCAAUGGGCCUUUUGUGCAGACUUCUUAAUUCAGGUGAUCUGAGACAAGAAAUAGAAGAGGACAAGAUCAAAGACACUCUCGAGCAACUCUGCAGUCACAGCAAUGCAAAUGUGGCCAAGGAAGCCAUCACAACAUUGCAGGUUUUGAGAGGAGAGACACCUCACUAACCUCCCUCCU
Messenger RNA from Ficedula albicollis (Collared flycatcher), 1326 nucleotides. Its product is annotated as rap1 GTPase-GDP dissociation stimulator 1-like. Gene Ontology annotation, biological process: proteasome assembly; positive regulation of GTPase activity. The transcript is spliced from 10 exons. Gene Ontology annotation, cellular component: cytosol. The coding region runs from base 6 to 1316 and encodes 436 amino acids. NCBI's taxonomy places the organism in Eukaryota, Metazoa, Chordata, Aves, Passeriformes, Muscicapidae. The record is from RefSeq and is a predicted model, not a curated record. Gene Ontology annotation, molecular function: protein binding; guanyl-nucleotide exchange factor activity.